AUCCUGAUUAUUUUGUUGAUUUUUUUAGAUGUGGAUUUAACUGAUGUUGAUACACAAAAUCCCUCCACACAUGAGGAAAAGAACUUUCUCGUGGUAAUGUUAGAGGAAUAGCAAUUGGAGACAACCUGCUGCACUCUGCUACUCCGUGAGACAAACAUCAGUAAAGCCAAGCAGUGAGAAAAGAAAGACUCUUCAUGAGAAAAUGACAGCAAGAGAACACAGUCCCCGCCAUGGUGCAAAAUCCCGCACUGUGCAACGGGCCUCCACCAUCGAUGUCACCUCUGAAAUGCUUGGCCUGUCUCUAACAGGAAACAUUCAGGACCCAGAUGAACCAAUUUUAGAGUUCAGUUUAGCUUGCAGUGAGCUACUAACUCCAUCGCUAGAUCGAAAACCAAAUAGUUUUGUAGCAGUGAGUGUAACUACACCUCCCCAGGCCUUCUGGACGAAGCAUGCACAGACAGAAAUUAUUGAGGGAACAAGUAAUCCUAUCUUUCUAAGCAGCAUUGCCUUUUUCCAAGACUCUCUUAUCAAUCAAAUGACACAAAUCAAACUCUCCGUGUACGAUGUCAAAGAUAGAUCUCAGGGAACAAUGUAUUUGUUGGGUUCUGGGACGUUCACUGUAAAAGAUCUUCUUCAGGAGAAGUAUCACAGAUUGCACAUAACACUAAGGUCGGCUGAAAGUGACCGUGUAGGUAACAUCACAGUUAUUGGAUGGCAAAUGGAGGAAAAAUCUGACCAAAGGCCUCCAGUGACAAGGUCACCUGAUACAAUUAAUGGAAGGACUGUAUUGCCAGUUGAUGAAAGUUUAACAGAAUCUUUAGGAAUCAGAUCUAAGUAUGCUUCGCUAAGGAAAGAUGCACUACUGAAAUCUGUGUUUGGUGGUGCCAUUUGCCGAAUGUAUCGUUUCCCGACCACUGAUGGAAAUCACUUAAGAAUCUUGGAGCAGAUGGCUGAGAGCAUCCUGUCCCUGCACAUCCCCAGACAAUUCGUGAAACUGCUUCUAGAAGAAGAUGCAGCAAGGUGUCCUUCAUUUAAAGCCAGUAGCUUGAAAGCUGAUAAAAAAUUGGAAUUUGUUCCUACGAAUUUACAUAUACAGAGAAUGAGAGUCCAGGAUGAUGGAGGAUCAGAUCAGAACUACGACAUAGUCACCAUAGGAGCACCAGCAGCUCAUUGUCAAGGCUUUAAAUCAGGUGGCUUGCGGAAAAAGCUGCAUAAAUUUGAAGAGGCAAAGAAACACAGUUAUGAGGAGUGUUGCACUUCAACAAGUUCCCAGUCUAUAAUAUACAUCCCACAGGACAUUGUUAGAGCAAAGGAAAUCAUUGCACAAAUCAACACCCUGAAAACGCAAGUCAGUUACUAUGCAGAAAGGCUCUCAAGAGCUGCCAAGGAUAGAUCAGCUAAUGGCCUUGAAAGAACACUUGCUAUCCUGGCAGACAAGACCCGGCAACUUGUCACAGUGUGUGACUGCAAGCUGUUGGCAAAUUCAAUACACGGACUGAAUGCUGCAAGGCCAGACUAUAUAGCUUCAAAAGCAUCUCCAACCUCUGGAGAAGGGGAACAAGUCAUGCUGAGGAAUGAUCAAGAUACACUUGUGGCCAGAUGGACAGGAAGAAAUAGCCGAUCUUCCCUGCAGGUGGAUUGGCAUGAAGAGGAAUGGGAGAAAGUUUGGUUGAACGUCGACAAAAGCCUGGAGUGUAUUAUACAGAGAGUGGACAAACUUCUCCAGAAGGAGCGCUUGCAGAGUGACAGCUGUGAAGAUGUUUUCCAGUGUGACGUCAGCAGUACUAGUAAGAAAGAUUGCAGCCCCACUCCGGAAGAAUCUGGCGCAGGUGAAUGGAGUGAAGCUCUUUAUCCUUUGCUGACCACACUCACCGACUGUGUAGCCAUGAUGAGUGACAAGGCAAAGAAAGCCAUGGUCUUUUUGUUAAUGCAGGACAGUGCCCCAACAAUAGGGCUCUGCCUCAGCCUUCAGUAUCGCAGGGAUGUUGUCUUCUGCCAAACUCUGACAGCUCUCAUUUGCGGUUUCAUUAUCAAGCUGAGGAACUGCCUGCAUGAUGAUGGAUUUCUAAGACAACUCUACACCAUUGGCUUGCUGGCACAGUUUGAGAGCCUGCUGAGCACUUAUGGUGAGGAGCUGGCAAUGCUGGAGGACAUGAGUUUGGGAAUCAUGGACUUGAGGAAUGUAACCUUUAAAGUAACUCAGGCUACGUCAAAUACAUCUACUGACAUGCUGCCAGUCAUCACUGGAAAUCGUGAUGGAUUUAAUGUGAGGAUCCCUCUGCCAAGCGCCUUGUUUGAUUUGUUGCCGCGAGAGAUUCAAAGUGGCAUGUUACUGAGGGUUCAGCCUGUUCUUUUCAAUGUGGGAAUCAAUGAGCAGCAAACCUUAGCAGAGAAAUUUGGAGACACCUCACUGCAAGAAAUAAUUAACAUGGAAAGCUUAGUGCGUUUGAAUUCAUAUUUUGAGCAGUUCAAGGAAGUUUUGCCUGAUGAUUGUCUACCUCGAUCUCGUAGUCAGACGUGCCUGCCUGAACUGUUAAGAUUUCUGGGACAAAAUGUACAUGCAAGGAAAAACAAGAAUGUUGAUAUCCUUUGGCAAGCUGCUGAGAUAUGCCGCAGACUAAAUGGUGUUCGAUUUACAAGCUGUAAAAGCGCCAAGGAUAGGACUGCCAUGUCCGUCACCCUGGAGCAGUGUUUGAUCCUACAGCAUGAACAUGGAAUGGCUCCACAGGUCUUCACCCAGGCUCUGGAGUGUAUGAGGAGCAUUGGAACACGGGAGAUAGUCACGCAGAAGAACUUGAGUGGCUUGGUGCCCAUCCGAGAUUUCAGACUAGAUCCCAGCCUCCUCUACUCUAUUCCUUUACUAGCUCUCAGCCCCAAUUUACUGAUUGUGUGGCUGUUUCUGAGCAUAGCGUACCUGGUGGCCAGAUUACGUUGCAAGUGAAGAUUAAGUUAAAAACAAAAACAAAAAAAGUGCUUGAAUGUGCGUUGCCACUUGGUACCUGCUGGACAAAGGAAUGUGUCAUAGCAUUGUCUGCCAAGAAUUAUUAUUAUGCCUUACAAUUUUACGUUUCUAUUGUACUAAACUGUAAAUAUACAUCAAAUUAUUUUAUCAAAAAGAAUUGUAUUGAAACUUUAAAUUAUUGUUCUGCUUUCAGUGCUUGUAACAUAGUCUGACAUUGGCCUGUUACCUCGUUACUUUAGCCGGCCUGAAGAUCUCUUACCAAAUAUAGUUUUAUGUUACUUGUUUCAUGUAUUCCAGAGAAAGGAACUCUAUCUGAAAAGAAUUUGUAUCUUUUUUGUAAUAUUUAAGGGGUAUGCUAAUCUUGCCUUUCAUUUUUACAAGGUAUGAAGAGAAAACUAAAAACGCGGGUGGGGUUUAUAAGAAAUUGUUAGAAAUUUAUUUAAACAAAUUUCUACCUUCAUUUCAAAGCAUAAUAUCCAAAUUACUGAACAGUUUGUAGAACCAUAGUCUUGUUCCUUUCUCAUGGUUAAGUAUGUUCUAAUAGACUAGUGUACCCACUCAAAAACCAACUUGCAGUGUGCUGCAUGCAGAAUUAUUUCAUUCUAUUUGUAGAUCUGCAUUUUGCAAUGUAUUAAAGACAUAAAGAGAAUAACUUGUGGUUAGGAAGGGGAUGUAAUUGGCAUUAGCCUGCUAAUGAUCCAUUAUCUG
Molecule: messenger RNA, 3670 nt
Organism: Empidonax traillii (willow flycatcher)
Lineage: Eukaryota; Metazoa; Chordata; Aves; Passeriformes; Tyrannidae
Gene: INPP4A
Product: inositol polyphosphate-4-phosphatase type I A
Exons: 24
Coding region: 203-2941 (912 amino acids)
Cellular component (GO): cytoplasm
Molecular function (GO): phosphatidylinositol-3,4-bisphosphate 4-phosphatase activity
Source: RefSeq, a predicted model, not a curated record